ACGCCAGAAAUGCGUACUUAAACAUUCCUUUUAGAAAAAACUGUGUCAAGUUAUCAGUAACUGGCGACGUAAGAUGGCUGCCUAAAAAAAAAAACGGUUGUCAGUGAGGCCAAGAAAUAGAUGCUCGAAAGAAAAAUGAAAGGUGAGGUCCCACAUGAACCGGGAGAGAGAAAAAAAUGUAAACUCCUUUCCAUAAUGUAUUAGUCCACAAUCAAUCAAUAACGUCUUGACAAAUCCUUAUGCAAACAAAAUUAGUAUCUGCAUGGUUAUCACUUUAAUAUUAGGUUAAUAUUUGACUAGUAAAGUCCGCAAGAUGGCAGCAACACUGGGCGUUGCACGAUGACGUCAAUUGGGAAACUGCUGUUUACUUUGUUGGAUAGCAAGCGCCUUUGUCGCUCCUUAACCGGAUGACGUCGUCCAACAAAAGUGACGGAAAGGUGGCAUAAAGGUGAGAAAAUGGCAAAUUCCGGAGAGGCCCCUGAUGCUCAAAUAGUGCAGAUCAUGAUCGGGAGGUGUAAGUUGGCAAAAAUGAGCGCAAUCGCCCGACUAGGGAAGUGGCGACAUCAAUAAAGGGUUGCCAUGUGUAAAUCAGAAGACAACGCUCACGUCGUGGAACAGCAAUCAUACACAUAAGACAAACUACAAUGGCCGAUUAGUAACUACUGCGAGUAUGUGACCCCCGGUCAGAGGAGGCCUCCCCUGCCAUCAUGAAAAGGGGAAAAAGAAAUUGAAUUGUUUUUACUAUAAAGUCAUUUUCCUUUUCAUUUCAGUCAUUUUGUAUCAUUUUGUACCAAAAUCGCUGUAUUUUCAUAGUUAUUUCAAAACCGAAGACGAUUGGCUUGCUCGGAGGAGCCAACUUCACCAGCUCAGUGGCCUAGUGGUAGAGUGUCCACCCUGAAACUGGAAGGUUGUUGGUUCAAACCCCGGCUGGCCGGGUCAUACCAAAGACGAUAAAAAUGGGACCCAUUGCCUCCCUGCUUGGCACUCAGCAUUAAGGCUUGGAAUUGGGGGGUUAGAUCACCAAAUGAUUCCCGAGGGCGGCACCCACCGCUGCUGCUCACUGCUCCCCUCUCCCCCAGGGGAUGGAUUAAAAUCACAUGGGGAUGGGUUCAAUGCAGAGGACAAAUUUCACCACACCCAGAUGUGUGUGUGACAAUGAGCAUUGGGACUUUAACUUAACAUCCUGCCUUGCCUCCUCUGAGGAUUGCGUAAUCACACGGCUGCCUAUGUUGACAGGCUAUGCAGUUAGACUGAACUGCUCUCUGUCUUUAUGUCACUGUUUAAGUGUUCAAACACGGUGGCUAUAUUAACUCAUUUCCGUAGUUAAGCUGAUGUAUAUAAUAUCUAGUGUUUUUUAUAACGUCGUGUUCUAGAUGAACAAAACGGCUUUGAAAAGAGACCCAACGGAGGCAACGAAAAAAAGCCUUAUGGCAGGGGGUGCUAGUGAUCCCGGGAUGCUACAUGCGCCCACCUGUAGAAUAAGUGAUCUCCGGUUUAAACUUCCAGUGAACAACUGAGGAGCAGUCGUCCAUUUAUUUCGUGUUACUUUUGGUUUUUGUUUUCUUUCGUUUUUACAUUUCGUUUUACAAUGGAGGAUUACAUAUCCGAAGGAUUUUCAGCGAUGGAUUUUCGGUCGAAGCAGGAUGUCACCAGUAAAGGAAGAGCAACUCCGGAGUUCAAAGGUUGGAUUCGGACAACGGGACUUCGGAGCAUGUCUUUUCAAACGGAGUGGAAGCGCCUUCGCUUGAGCCGUGGGUCGGGCGGCUCGGUGCCAAGCUCCUUCUCGCAAUCCUCCGGCCAGACGCUGAGCCCGCGCUGCUUCCUCCGUCACAGGAGAGAAGCUGGCGAAGCUCUCCGGCCGAGCCCGCGCUCAUUGCCUUGGAAGUCAUCGUCUUGAGCAAGUUGCUGACUCGUGCGGCUGACCACAUGGCGAAAAAGAACCAAAAAGACACUUUGGGGGUGGUGUUUGACACGCGCUCCAAGAUGGUCAUGUCGCAGGGAGGGCCGCCGGAGAGGAUGAAAGAAAAGAUCGGCGCCGUCAGGGCGAUCGUACCCAACAAAAGCAACAACGAGAUUGUUUUGGUGUUGCAGCAUUUUGAGAACUGCGUCGACAAGGCCGUCCAAGCCUUCCUUGAAGGGAGCGCAGCAGAGAUUCUGAAAGAGUGGAGCGUGUCCGGCAAAAAGAAGCCCAACAAGAAAAAGAAGCCCAAGGCCCAUCCGCAGGCAGCAGCGGAACCGGGCCCGUCCGAACAGGGCAAGAGCAACGGCUUCCACCCCAAUGGAUCGCUGGCGGAGUCGCUCGACUCCCUGAGCGAACGCUUGGACUCGGCUUCCCCGGACGCGUCGGAGCCGGACUCUGCGCCCAGCGCAUCGGAACUCGCCGGUGCCGGAGCAGCGAGUCCGCCCUCUGGGCCUGGAAGCGGCGAAGCGCAAGGUCGGCAGCGCAGCGACCACCCGGCGCUCCCCGAUAGACAGAGUGGGUCUGCGGGCAAAACGAUUGCUCGCAACGUGGAGCGCUCGGCCAAGGACUUGCAGCGGUGCGCCGCGUCGCUGACUCGCUACAGCGUGUUGCUGAAGGAGGAGAUGGAGUGGUCCCUCAAGAGGAUGAAGCAGACGUUUGCUGAGCUCCAGAGCACCCUAAUGGAGCGAGAAGUGACCCUGCUGGCUGAAAUGGACCGAGUGAAGGAGGAGUCCAUCGGGAUUUUGAGUGGCCGGCAGAAGAGAGCCCAAGAGCUUCGCAGGCUGACGGAACGCUCGGCGGCCAUGUCGGAAGAGCAACUGACCAAACUGCGGGACGAUAUCAAGCACUUUGUGAGCGAGCGCAAAUACGACGAGGACCUGGGCAAAGCCCUCAGGUUCACCUUCCAUCUAGACCCGCUGAAGGCCAGCAUCAUGCAAUUUGGAUCUGUUUACCACCCUCAGACGGCCUACUCGGAUGGAUCCGGGUGCAGCUCGGCGGCGGCCGGGCCCAGCAUCGCCGAAACCCUUCCCCCCGACCAGCUCCGACCUCUGCCGGCCAAGCAGAUCUUCCAAGGCACCCGGCGCACGUACCAGGGACAAGGCUAUCAGUUCGGCCGCGGCGAUCGAUGCCCCCCGGACAGCUCCCGAGGCCUGCACGGCGGCCCUAACCACGAUCGAAAUCACGUCCGGAGCGACCGUGGCCCCCCGGAGAGCUCCCGUGGCCUGCACGGCGGCUCCAACCACGACCGAAACCCUGGCUGCCCCAAUCGCGCCUUCCGAGGUCCCCCGGACAGCUCCCGAGGCUUGCCCGCUGCUGCCACCUCGUCCACCAUGUUGUCAGCCAAGCAGAAGGUGGCUUCCCACAAUGGUCUCCUUCAAAGGCCUGCGCGCAGGGCCUGUCCUUGACACCGGAACGGCCGCCCCCACCACCAUCCCCAAAAGAAGUCAACAUCGGCACAUCCUUGGAGCGAAGCGCCCGGGUGCCUCGUGGUUCCAGUUUUCAUUUCAAGGCACAAUCUCAGCACAAGGAUGUAUGCUGAAACGAGUUGAGGCGUGCCACUGAGACAAAGCUGUGCUUUGCUGCCGUCUUGUGGCCUAAAUCUUUUGUGCUGUUCUGUGGGUGGGAAUUACUCACGUUUUUGCUAUUAUGUCAGUUGUAGGGGUGGAGGCUUUGAUACUUUAGCGACAGAGUGGUCAUUUUCAGACCAAUCACUUAUUGCCCACAUGUGUAGGUGAAAAUUGCAAAGCCACAAAGAGGAGACAUUGUGGACAAGGCAAGAGAUAACUUGACUCAUUUGGAAGUUGAUUGGAAAGUCGAAAAAGUACGGCACAUAUCCUCAUGCUGCUUUUCUUCCCUUUUUGGCAUAACAACGUCCAAUUUGCAUCCCUGCGCGUUUUGCUGUUGCCUUUGUCCGGCACACCUUUUUCCAUUUGCCUUUGUAGAAACGUUAAAGGACAGGGAAAUACUUUUCAGUUAAAUGUUAGAAUAAAAUAUGCCACCCUAGUUUUUGUUUUUUUUCUUCAAUAUAAAUCAACUCGUUUUCGUACCGCACGAGUAAAGCUUCCUGCCGUGUGUCGACAGCAAAACGUGAAGGGAAAAAGGUGAAACACUCCUUUGUGGAAGCUUCAGCAUGGCAUCUUGAAGCUAAAGGUGCGGGCAGCUAGAGGCGAUGUCGUCGCUCCGUCAUGCCUCAACGGCCUGGGCACAUGCCCGCCAGUCUGAGGGAAUUGGUCCAUCACUUUGGACCAUGACGGACCGUGAACCCUUCUCCUGCCAGCCGCCGAAUUUUGUAAAUUGCUGGCUGAAAUGAACGCUUUGUUUUCUCCCUAUUCUUUCAUUCAGUCUCCAACCUGUAUAUACAUACAUGUAUGCAUUUUAUAUGUUGGGGCAUCGUGGACGUCUCGUCGCUGAGACAACCAGAAACUCAAGUGCCUGUUCUUCUGGUCUCCCACUGAUGGGUCCUACGCACACGCAAAGCCAUCACAACUGAAUGGCAAAAAUGAACGGACCAAAGAUGUCGACCUCCCUAUUAGCACACUUCAUUGAUUACCAAUAAACCCUUUGCAAUAUGGACUGAA
Molecule: messenger RNA, 4539 nt
Organism: Syngnathus typhle (broad-nosed pipefish)
Lineage: Eukaryota; Metazoa; Chordata; Actinopteri; Syngnathiformes; Syngnathidae
Gene: spats2
Product: spermatogenesis associated serine rich 2
Exons: 13
Coding region: 1927-3366 (479 amino acids)
Cellular component (GO): cytoplasm
Molecular function (GO): protein binding
Source: RefSeq, a predicted model, not a curated record